AUGAGCUUUGGCGUUUACCGCCCCCAAAUGGGUGUGGCAAGUGGAAUGCGCGUGCUGUGCAGUGACCAGUCCUUGCAGGAGCAGCGCCGCGUUGCUGAGUCCAACGGGCGGCAACAGGCCCCUGUUGUGAAUCCAAUCACCGGCGAGAUUGCCGGCGGCGUCCCGGAGCCAAAGACGACGACGCGACGCCCACCCUCAGGAUGUCGUAAGCUUCAUUUUUUGUGGGAGCGUUCUUGUCAACAGUGCAACCAACACUGUCAAUGA
Messenger RNA from Symbiodinium pilosum, 264 nucleotides. NCBI's taxonomy places the organism in Eukaryota, Dinophyceae, Suessiales, Symbiodiniaceae. The record is from the annotation of a GenBank genome assembly.